This is a messenger RNA of Linum tenue, 2014 nucleotides long. Lineage: Eukaryota; Viridiplantae; Streptophyta; Magnoliopsida; Malpighiales; Linaceae. The record is from the annotation of a GenBank genome assembly.
AGACGGCCACACCCACCCACCCACACGGGCAGCCUUUUUUUCUCUUAACACCAAACUUGCCUUCCACGCUAUCACAGAAGCUUCAGGAACAUCUCAACCGCCAUCCCUCCAAAUUUCUCGAUGACACUCUCGCCGUUUUAGUCCGUCUUUCCUCUCCGGCAGCUGUGUCACCGUCGCCGGCAAAUCAUGGCAAGUUACCCCCGGUCGAAGCUCGCUCUCGACGCCUUCCGUAGUUUCUCUUCCAAGACCACCGCCGCCGCCCACCGGCUGCCGUCAAUUCAAGAAUCAGUUUCCCCAAUUCACCGCACCGCCUCUUCCAUUGUUGCUUCGAAUCCAGUUAAGUUUUCCGCCUCGCAUCCUUACUCUUCCCUCUCUGAACGAUUCGGCUUAGAUUUAGGAUCGAGAACACUUCAAUCCUCCGUCGCAAGGCGAGGAGUCGUGAUUCCGAACAACAAUCCUUUCGGCGGUGGGGCUAGGAGGUUCUACUAUGUCGAUCCCCGCCGCGUCCAGCAUUUCAAACCUCGGGGAUAUCGGCGGUGGUUCCGGAAUCCGAGGAAUGUUUUGAUAGUCGUUCUGGUGAGCUCCGGCGUAGUGAUCACCGUCUUUUUUGGUAACCUCGAGACUGUGCCCUACACGAAAAGAAAGCAUUUCGUGCUGUUGAGCAGCAAUAUGGAGAAGAAGAUGGGGGAGUCUCAGUUUCAAGAACUCAAGGGCUCGUUCAGGGGGAGGAUCUUGCCUGCAAUUCACCCUGAUAGUGUGAGAGUUCGUCUGAUUGCUAAAGAUAUAAUCGAGGCUUUGCAAAGAGGGGUGAGUCAUGAGCAAGGGUGGAAAGAGCUGGACUAUGCUUCCACCGCCGAUGGUACUGAUGCUGCUGCUGCAGCGGAUAGGGGGCGUGCUAGGGAGACGCAUAAGAUGUUGAGUGAGGAUGAAGGGAAGCCAGAGACUGAUUGGGGGAAACAGGACGAGAUUCUUGAUGAUAAGUGGGUGGAAAAGACUAGAAAGAAGGGAAGGAAAGCUGGAACUUCGCAUUUGGAUGGACUAAACUGGGAGGUCGUGGUUGUUGAUCAGCCUGUCGUCAAUGCUUUCUGUUUACCGGGUGGAAAGAUUGUUGUUUUCACCGGUUUGCUUAAGCAUUUCUCAACUGAUGCUGAGAUAGCCACCAUUAUCGGCCACGAGGUUGGGCAUGCUGUGGCGAGACAUUCAGCAGAGGGAAUCACUAAGAAUUUGUGGGUUGCAAUUGUGCAAAUUAUUCUUUUCCAGUUCAUAGCAGCGGAUCUCGCCAACACAAUGUCCACUCUUUUCUUGAGGCUUCCAUUUUCUCGAAAGAUGGAGAUCGAAGCUGAUUACAUAGGUCUACUGUUGAUGGCCUCUGCUGGAUACGAUCCCCGUAUUGCGCCAAGCGUAUACGAGAAACUGGGGAAGAUCAGCGGGGAAUCAGCAUUGAGAAACUAUCUUUCUACUCAUCCAUCUGGGAAGAAAAGGUCACGGUUGCUGGCACAGGCACAUGUGAUGGAGGAGGCACUCAAUGUAUACAGGGAGACAUUGUCAGGACGUGAAGUCGAAGGCUUCUUUCUGUAAGCUCACAGUGAGAUGAAGUUUGCGGUCUGUUUCUGGUUCAUGGUUUAUUAACAUAGUCGCAAUUGUAAAUCGCUAUUCUGACCAUAGCAACACGGGCUUUGGUUUGAAGGAGAAGCUGAAGAAGACCGUCAGCUUACUUGCUUAGCUUUGUAGUUGUAAGUACGAGUUCGUUCGGGUUAAAGGAAAGGGUUAUAUUCUGUUUUCAAGGUAGGUUGUACUUAGGGCUGCAAAUGAGUCGAGUCGAGUUUUAUCCCAGCUUGAGCUCGGCUCGUUAAUAAACGAGUCGAGUUCGAGCUCAGCUCGUUUAUUAACGAGCCGAGUCGAGUUUGAGCUAGCUUGUUUAUUAAAAUCUUAACUUUUAAUUGGUACUUUAUUUUGUAUAUCAUGAUACAUAUAAUUUAUUUUGUUAGCUAAUCUCAUAUUAUACUUUGUUGGU